Molecule: messenger RNA, 687 nt
Organism: Penicillium olsonii
Lineage: Eukaryota; Fungi; Ascomycota; Eurotiomycetes; Eurotiales; Aspergillaceae
Source: the annotation of a GenBank genome assembly
AUGUCCACCGAAAAAGAGAAGAUGCUCCGUGGAGAGCUCUACUGUGCUUUCACCCCAGAGCUAAUCGCUGCCCGCACUCGGUGUAAAUCGGCAUGCAACCGAUUCAAUAAGGCAGAUGAUCUUUCUCGUCGUCAAAUGGUGCAGAUGUGGAAAGAUAUCACUGAAGACUCGACUCCACUCCCCGAACAGAAGGAUGAUCCAGAUGCCGAUGCCGAUCUGCUGGCACGAGAGCCUUGGGUGGAAGCCCCCGUGAAAGUGGACUAUGGGUUCAAUGUCAAGCUGGGCGAAAAUGUCUUCGUGAACUUCAACUGCGUCUUCGUUGAUACAUGUCCCAUCACGGUGGGUGCUCGGACUCUCUUUGGCCCCAAUGUUCAUAUCUAUUCCGGCACACAUCCGCUGGAUCCUGCGGUGCGCAAUGGCACACAAGGCCCUGAGACCGGGAAGCCCGUUGUGAUUGGGGAGGAUUGCUGGCUGGCCGGGAAUGUUACUGUGCUGCCUGGGAUCACCAUUGGUCGGGGAUGUACCAUUGGUGCGGGUAGUGUGGUGACCAAGGUAUUUCCUGCUCUUGAUAGACAUCCUGGUUCUUGUCUGGUUCCUAACUAUAUGCAGAAUGUCCCUGAUUUCCACGUUGCUGUGGGAAAUCCAGCUAGAAUCACCCGCCGCAUUCAAACGACCAUGGCGGAAUAA